UUUCCCAUAGAAGCAACAAAUCAAUGAAGUUACCAAGUCCUGCCCUUUUCUUUCUCCUCCAAAUUCUUCUUCUCUCUCUACUCCACAGACCUAGCUUUGCAGUGAAAAAGUCAUAUGUUGUGUACUUAGGAGCACAUUCACAUGACCCAGAAUUGUCUUCAAUUGAUUUCAAUCUCGUGACACAGUCACAUUAUGAGUUUCUAGGAUCUUUCUUGGGAAGUUCUAAUACAGCCAAAGAUUCCAUCUUUUACUCCUACACAAGGCAUAUCAAUGGUUUUGCUGCAACUUUAGAGGAAGAAGUUGCAGCUGAGAUAGCAAAGCAUCCCAAAGUGUUGUCAGUGUUCGUGAACAGUGGGAGAAAACUACACACAACUCGGUCAUGGGAAUUCAUGGGGCUAGACAAUAAUGGGGUGAUCCCAUCUAGCUCAAUCUGGAGAAAAGCUAGAUUUGGUGAAGGUGUGAUUAUAGGAAACCUCGAUACAGGAGUUUGGCCUGAAUCCAAGAGCUUUAGUGAUGAAGGGUUGGGACCAAUUCCAUCAAAGUGGAGAGGAAUCUGUGAUAACGGAACUGAUCCUGGUUUUCACUGCAACAGGAAGCUAAUUGGGGCAAGGUAUUUCAACAAGGGCUAUGCUUCUAUUGCUGGCCCACUCAACUCUUCAUUUGACUCACCGCGUGACAACGAUGGGCAUGGAUCCCACACUCUAUCAACUGCUGGUGGUAACAUGGUAAGUGGGGUCAGUGUCUUUGGUCAAGGAAAUGGAACAGCAAAGGGUGGGUCCCCUAAAGCCAGGGUGGCAUCUUAUAAGGUUUGCUGGCCCCCUAUUGGUGUUGAUGAAUGCUUUGAAGCUGAUAUACUAGCAGGUUUUGAUAUGGCCAUCCAUGAUGGUGUUGAUGUUUUGUCUGUGUCAUUGGGUGGCUCUUCCUCUACCCUUUUUAAAGAUAGUAUUGCCAUUGGAUCCUUCCAUGCUGCUAAGCAUGGCAUUGUUGUGGUUUGUUCUGUUGGCAAUAGUGGACCUGCUGAUGCUUCUGCAGCGAAUCUUGCUCCAUGGUAUAUCACAGUUGGUGCCAGCACAAUGGAUAGAGAGUUCCCUAGUUAUGUUGUCCUUGGUAACAAGAUAAGCUUGAAGGGAGAAAGCUUGUCAGCUGCAAGAUUGGCACACAAGUCCUACCCAAUUAUUAAAGCUACAGAUGCUAAAUUGGCCAGUGCAACAGCUCAAGAUGCUGUGCUGUGCCAGAAUGGAACUCUGGAUCCCAAAAAGGUGAAGGGAAAGAUUGUAGUAUGCCUCAGAGGGAUAAAUGCAAGAGUGGACAAAGGAGAGCAAGCUUUGCUAGCUGGUGCUGCAGGAAUGGUUCUUGCCAAUGAUGUGACCAAUGGGAAUGAAAUUUUAGCUGAUCCUCAUGUCCUUCCAGCUUCUCAGAUCAAUUUCACUGAUGGUGUUGCUCUCUAUAAGUACAUCAACUCAACUAAGUACCCUAUGGCUUAUAUUACACAUCCAAAGACACUAUUGCAUACUAAGCCAGCCCCCUUCAUGGCAGCGUUUUCAUCAAAAGGACCAAAUACUAUUGUACCAGAGAUCCUAAAGCCUGAUAUCACUGCCCCAGGAGUGUCAGUUAUAGCGGCCUACACAGAAGCUGAAGGGCCAACUAAUCAAUAUUUCGACAAGCGUAGGAUUCCAUUUAACUCAAUCUCAGGCACAUCAAUGUCAUGCCCUCAUAUUUCAGGAAUUGUGGGCCUUUUGAAAACUCUAUAUCCUUCGUGGAGUCCUGCUGCUAUUAAAUCAGCAAUCAUGACCACAGCUACAACACUAGAUAAUGAGUCAGAGACCCUGCUGAAUGCUACUAAUGGCCAAGCAACACCAUUUAGUUAUGGGGCAGGACAUGUUCAACCAAAUAGAGCAAUGGAUCCUGGCCUAGUUUAUGACACAACAAUUGAUGAUUACCUAAACUUCUUAUGUGCUUUAGGUUACAAUGCAACACUAAUAUCAGUGUUUUCAGAUAGUCCUUAUCCAUGCCACAAGAACUUUAGUCUCCUCAACCUAAACUAUCCUUCAAUCACAGUCCCAAAUCUAUCUGGGUCAGUCAAAGUAAAAAGGACAUUAAAAAAUGUUGGUUCUCCUGCAACAUACAUUGCUCAUGUUCAAAACCCAAGUGGAAUCACCAUUUCUGUGGAGCCAAACAUCUUGAAGUUCAAAAAAGUUGGUGAAGAAAAGAGAUUUGAAGUAACCUUGAAGGUUAAUAAAGGAAAAGCAUCAAAUAACUAUGUGUUUGGAAAGCUGAUAUGGUCAGAUGGCAAGCAUUAUGUUAGGAGUCCAAUUGUGGUGAAGACCCUCUAGCUAGAAAUUGAACAUGAUUCAGCUAAUUUACUUUUCUAAUCAUUAGAAGCUGAUUCAAAAUAGUAUCGGAUAGCUUCUUGGAGUUUUAUGUUACACCGAUUGAUAAUAAUGAUUGCAUGAGAUAAAAAGAAUACCAAAAAAAACUUAGAUGCCUUUCUUUCGGCAUAUAUUUUACUCAGUAUACUUCUAAUUUGAUUCCAAGGAGAAAUAAAACCUAACAUGUUCUUCCUCUUAGUGACAAAAUGUCACAAGUUUCUUUAUUUGUAAUUUUGUCUCUGUGAAUCUUGA
Molecule: messenger RNA, 2621 nt
Organism: Gastrolobium bilobum
Lineage: Eukaryota; Viridiplantae; Streptophyta; Magnoliopsida; Fabales; Fabaceae
Product: subtilisin-like protease SBT5.3
Exons: 11
Coding region: 24-2333 (769 amino acids)
Biological process (GO): proteolysis
Molecular function (GO): serine-type endopeptidase activity
Source: RefSeq, a predicted model, not a curated record